Armigeres subalbatus is the source of this 2385-nucleotide messenger RNA. RefSeq names its product inactive ubiquitin carboxyl-terminal hydrolase MINDY-4B. The coding region runs from base 703 to 1878 and encodes 391 amino acids. The transcript is spliced from 5 exons. NCBI's taxonomy places the organism in Eukaryota, Metazoa, Arthropoda, Insecta, Diptera, Culicidae. Gene Ontology annotation, molecular function: K48-linked deubiquitinase activity; cysteine-type deubiquitinase activity. The record is from RefSeq and is a predicted model, not a curated record. Gene Ontology annotation, biological process: protein K48-linked deubiquitination.
ACUCCAUUCAACCACAAGUCACUCUUCGACGGACCGGGAAAGGUCCCAGCCGGUUGCCCAAGUGCCCUUGUUUGUUCUGAACUGGAAGCGAGCGCGAACGUCUUUGGGAAGAGGUAGUCGCACGCGGUCUACAACCCCAAUUCAGACACCUGCUUCAGCAGUAGGUAUCUGCUCGGUGUUCUCCUUUUUUAAUUUGAUGCGCGCCUCGCGGUAGACAACAUGUGCAUCGUUCGCGUGUCCAGUGCAAAUAUUUAGGAGAUGGUGUCGAGCGAUAAAAAAUUGGUUUGCAGUGAAAGUUUUUCGUUCGACUUUUUAAACGUCGAUUCCGCAGAGUGAAAUAUCUGGAUUAGACCUAUUAGCAAGAAAGUUUUUCGCCUAGUUUUUGAUCGGGCAAGUGAUUACGGUUUAUUGUGCGAUUGCGAUAGAUUUUAGUAUGGAGGCACACCACAAAUCACAGUGUGAAGCGGAUUGCAUGCAUUGAGGUGUAGCGUGAUUGUGAAGGGGUGAAUCCAAGUGCAAGCCAAUCAAGAUUUUAAUUCGUUAGAUAAUGGAAAGUAAUCGAAGGUCGUGAUUAGUACAUAACAACAUUCAAAUUUAUUAGUGAAACGGUUGCUUACAAAAAUUCCAAUAGCGGUGUAAAUUCCUAUUGUCGGUGGGCUUAUCGGGAGGGAAGAUCCCAUAAGCAAAAAUUGCUGUAGAAAAAUGUCAAAGCUGAAACUUGUCGGCGGAAGGCCAAUCACCAUGGACGAGGCCAUAGAGCUGCGUCAAACAGUAUUCGGUUCAGCCGCCAGCCCUCCCCGAGGCGAGUGGACCCGCACCGGGAUCAACUUCGGUGCCGCAAAUGGAGUACGCCAUCCGGCAACACUUUUUGAAUAUCCGUACGGCUUACGAACCCCCCGCAAUGCCACCCGGGGUAUGCAAUCGGUGCUGCAGGCAUUCAUCAUCAAGCAUUUCAUAUUCGACGUCAAGCCUAGAGAUAAGUCUGUGCCUCUGGAAGAACUUCUGAAGCCCACUGAGGCCGAACAGGCACAAGCUCUAUAUCUAGCUAUUUCGGAUAUCCUAUGGAACAUUGGUGAAAAAACCAAAGCGAUUUUCACACUACCGGGUGAAGCAUCACACAUCCCGCACAGUCACGUGUAUUUCCAGGACAACGUCACGGAGAAGCUGUACUUCUUCGAGUUCACAACACUGGAUGAGCUACAGAUCUUUGCCAAGCGUUACCUGCCCUACUUCACCGAGAACCCGGGACCAGGUGCCCUACUGCUACUGUACAGCGCCGUUGUGACGCGUGGCAUGGAGAAUCUUAGGAACGAUUUAGACGCACCAAAGGGAGCACAUUUAAUGGGUCCGUAUGAAGAAGGAUCACUAAAUAUAGUCACUUUGUUGCUGACAGGCCGUGCCACGCCGUAUUUGCACAACGGUGUUGUAUACGUUGGCGACGAGGAUCACUACGCUCUGCCACAAUUCGGCAUUCUGGGCCGAGGGUCCAUCGGUUUACUGGUAUGGGAAGGCGAGAACGAAGCUAUGCGAUCGGCAUCGCGUCAGCCCGGCUCACGUCUGAAAACACCGGCCACUCCCGUCUGGGUUAGCUGCUGUUGCGGUCACUUCGGUGUGCUGUUCAAUUCGAACCGAGAACUGCUACGGAACUACCACGCCGAAAAGCGAUUCGAGCUCCACUACUACACUUUGGCAGGAUGCUAUUUAUCGAUGACGGUUGAUAAUCGUCAGCAGGAGGAAGGCGUCGACGACGGACAGGAAGACGGAGAACGGAAGCAGAACGACAUGGUAUCGACACCGUUGGAGCGUUUGAUCCACACCAAGUGGAUGGAGGCCAAGAUCACGUAUCAUGGACCUCUACCGGCAUCAUUGAACUUUUAAAUGUAUGAACGACCUGAAUGCUAUACGUAAUACACAUGUAGGUUAUUUUAUGCGGAAUGUUGAAUAUUAUCAGUCAAAUGUGGUCAAUUCUGUGAUAAACAGGAACGUAGUUAAUGUGAGUAAUUCAUGCAGUUUGCAUUAUGAUCCAAUAGAACUUCAAUGGAAAAUGCUUCUAGUAAUAUCAAUGAAAACCGCUGCACAUCCGGUACCACAUAAGGCACAUCUUAAACUGUUGAUCCUAUCCGUUAGCUUAUUUUUCUCAACGUUGUUAGGACAUGGACAUGGCAAAAAGAUGAAUAACUUAAGUCAGACAGCCUUGAUCACUUAAGAGUACAAAAUUUGUAGUGUAGUGUCAAUAAAGUUUGCUAGUGUUCUAAACGGAUUCUUGAACUUCUAAUGUCCGAUGAUCUUCGAUGGGGGAAGUCCUUUAUUUUGCCUUUUUAAUUUCUCAAAUUUUUAUUCUACACUAUCACACUCUAUAUGCCUAUAAUUAAGACAGAUAAAUUG